Molecule: messenger RNA, 5909 nt
Organism: Fopius arisanus
Lineage: Eukaryota; Metazoa; Arthropoda; Insecta; Hymenoptera; Braconidae
Gene: hppy
Product: MAP4K3-like protein hppy
Exons: 15
Coding region: 17-2770 (917 amino acids)
Biological process (GO): intracellular signal transduction; protein phosphorylation
Cellular component (GO): cytoplasm
Molecular function (GO): MAP kinase kinase kinase kinase activity; ATP binding
Source: RefSeq, a predicted model, not a curated record
CGAAUGUUGAUAUACAAUGGCGGUGAACGCGAAUGUCUUGUCCAGUGAUAUAAGCAGACGAAAUCCCCAGGACGAGUACGAACUCAUUCAGAGAAUUGGCAGUGGAACCUAUGGGGAUGUCUACAAGGCUAAGAGACUCUCUAUGAAUGAUCUGGCUGCGAUUAAAGUCAUUAAAUUAGAACCUGGGGAUGAUUUCGCGAUAAUCCAGCAGGAGAUCCUCAUGAUGAAGGACUGCAAGCACCCAAAUAUAAUAGCAUACUACGGAAGUUAUCUGAGACGAGAUAAAUUAUGGAUCUGCAUGGAGUACUGCGGUGGAGGUUCUCUGCAGGACAUUUACCACAUAACGGGUCCACUGAGUGAAAUCCAGAUCGCGUACAUGUGUCGAGAGACCCUCCUAGGUCUAGCUUAUCUCCACGACAUGGGAAAGAUGCACCGAGAUAUAAAAGGUGCGAAUAUUCUGCUGACAGAGGCUGGAGACGUGAAACUCGCUGAUUUCGGUGUAUCAGCCCAGAUAACAGCGACGAUAAACAAGAGGAAGAGUUUCAUAGGUACGCCAUACUGGAUGGCACCUGAGGUGGCAGCUGUUGAGAGAAAGGGAGGAUACAAUCAGCUGUGUGACAUCUGGGCGUGUGGUAUCACUGCUAUCGAACUUGCCGAGUUACAACCCCCAAUGUUUGAUCUCCAUCCCAUGAGGGCACUCUUUUUAAUGUCCAAAUCCAGCUUCAAACCACCGACACUCAAGGAUCGAGACAAAUGGAGUCCAACAUUUCAUAACUUCGUGAAAGUCGCACUCACGAAAAAUCCCAAGAAGAGGCCAACUGCUGCCAAAUUGCUGCAGCAUGGUUUCUUCCAGGAGGACAUGAGCAAGAGACUCGCUCUUGAACUACUCCAGAAGGUCUCCAAUCCCAGUCAUAUGUUCACUGAGCUCGAUGCUGAUGACGAUGGAGCUGUUCCCAAUGUACCACAAAGAAUUGCAUCCAGGCACACCGCUGCCAGGACCACACCAAAGAACUUUGCUUCGCAAUUAGAUAGUGAUGAUCAAUUAAACCUGGAGAGUGGUACAAUCAGAGGUUCCACACCAUCAGCUCAGCCGGAUGGAAGUAAUCCUGUCUGGGAUAUCAUGGAUAUCAUGAACAACGUGAAGACUGUCCACAACUGUGAUGUCCAUCCCGAUUGUGGAAUUGGUACGGCAUUCGAUGACGUCCAAGAAAAGAGUCUAUUGCAGUACAUUGAUGAGGAGUUGUUGCUAAGGGGAAAUGCAAUGUCGAUGAUCGAUGGACAUUGCGACCAGCUAUACUCCCUGCAGGCUACUUUGCCACUGGGGGAGACCUCCAACGAGUGUGAACUCCAUCAUGGAUACUAUGGCAAUCUCACUGGGUCACAAGCAAGUCCCAGACGUCACAGCUCUGUGGACGAGUUGUACGGACUUGUCAGCGGUACAUUGUCACUGUCAUCUGUCAAUGGCCAACGCCAGCGUUCGUUAUCCGACAGUGGCCCUAGGGAUGAUUCAACGAGGUGCAAUGGUGAGAAGGAAGAGUCGGGGGAUGGGGAGAACCAGAGUAUGGAACCCGAUUUAUUAUCUGACACUCCACCAGUGCCACCAAGACGAAGGGAUCGAAAGAGACACACACCUCCACGGCCUACGAGCAAUGGUCUACCUCCGACGCCUAAAGUCCACAUGGGAGCCUGUUUUUCUAAAGUAUUUAAUGGGUGUCCUCUGAGAAUACACUGCACAGCCAGCUGGAUUCACCCAGACACGAGGGAUCAGCACUUGCUGAUUGCAGCUGAGGAGGGAAUUUAUAAUCUGAAUCUCAAUGAGAUUCACGAAACAGCGAUAGAUCAAUUGUAUCCUAGAAGAACGAUAUGGAUGUACGUUAUCAAGGAUGUCCUCAUGUCUUUAUCAGGAAAAACUCCACAGCUGUACAGACACGAUCUCCUAGCAAUGCAGAGUAAACAGUCCCACAGAUUUUCACUGCACAUGAACAAAAUACCAGAGAGGCUGGUACCACGUAAAUUCGCUCUGACAACUAAAGUCCCAGACACGAAAGGCUGCAGCAAGUGCUGUGUGGGUCGUAAUCCAUACAAUGGCUACAAAUACUUGUGCGGAGCAAUGCCAGCUGGUAUAUUUCUGAUGCAGUGGUACGAUCCCCUCAACAAAUUUAUGCUCCUGAAACACUUCGAGUGCCCCCUACCAUCACCCCUCAAUGUAUUCGAGAUGGUAAUAACACCGGAAAUGGAGUAUCCAAUGGUUUGUGUAUCAGUUAAACAGGCCUAUCAGCAGAAUAGACUCAAACUUGAUUUGAUUAACAUGAACUCCGGUGCCAGUUGGUUUCACAGCGAUGAAUUGGAGGAUAUCGAUGGCUCAGCAACUGUUAUUCCUAGACGAGAGAAUCUCCAGGUUAUCAGUGUCACGCAGUUUGAUAAGGACUCAAUUCUCGUUUGUCAUGACAAUGUCGUGAAGUUUGUUAAUCUGCAGGGAAAACCUCGUGCCAGUAAAAAACAGCUACCAGAACUAUUAUUCAACUUUCAAAUUGAAUCCAUAAUUUGCCUACCUGACAGUGUCCUCGCGUUUCAUAAAUAUGGAAUGCAGGGCAGAAGCUACAAAAAUGGAGAGAUAACCCAAGAAAUUAGUGAUCCCAGUAGAACAUAUAGGCUUCUUGGCUCCGACAAAGUCGUUAUGUUGGAGAGCCAUUUAGUUCACUCGGGCACGUUGACUGAGACUGAAGGAGCUGAUUUGUACAUACUAGCAGGGCACGAGGCCAGUUAUUAAACAAUUAAUGCGUUUAAACUCCUAGCUGUUCUUCUGAAAUGAGUCAUUUUUUUUUAAUUAGAAAAAAAAAAUGACACCGUCACAUCCCUUUUCAUUGUGAUUUCCUAGGAAUUUUUCUUGGAAAUUACUGGAGCACUGGGUAAUGACUUCAGCAUCUAAUUCGUAUUAUUUUUUAAUGAUAAUAACUGAUGAUUCGUUUAGCUGUUUAUGCUGGAAUAAUGUGAUAGAUAUUCUUCAAUUCCAGCCUCUGAUCAUGUAUUUUCUAGGGGAUUGAUUUAAUGAUUAUUGAAUUAUUGCUGCGGUAUUUAAUAUUUAUCCUUCCGCUUUUAAUCUAGAGAUUUACGGGAUAAUACGACUAUUCAUAGGUUUAAUGAACAAAUUAUCCAACACAAUCAAUGUGCUUAUCGAUACUUAUCAUUAUGUUCGUUCAAUCAUGAAUGUAAUCCAAGGAUUUCAUUGCCUAAAAAUUUUUUCAUUUCGAUGUCUGCUUUGAUGCUAGAUUAUUCGUAAAAAUCGAGAAAUUAUUGUGUCAAAUUGAUGUGCCGGGAGCACGUGUACUUGGAUUUAAUUCAAAUGCUUCGAAACUAUUUUUAAUAAAUAGAGUACCUAUAUUUCAUUUUAAAAUUGAGAGAUUCUAAUUAUUCUUGUAUGUAAAUAAUAGCGUUAUCACACUCGAAUAACGGUUGAAAAUUAUAAAGAAAAAAAAUUAACGAAUGAUACUUUCAAAUGAUUGUAUAUAUGUAUAGUUAUUGACAGAUGUGUAUUUUUCUUUUUCAAUUGCAAAAUGAAAAAAUCCAGUCUCAUUACCGAGAUUAAUUAAUAUCACGUACGUCUACGUGUCUAGAAAUUCAGUAGUGAAUUGCAAAAUUCCAUUAAAUAUCGAUUGAUCUAAAAAACAAUUGGUUCUAGGGAGAAUCAUCAAGAGAUCUUUUUUAUUGAAAAUUUUAUCAGCUCGAGAAAAAGUACUCUCAUGUUUUCUCGUUAAAUCGAUAGUUUCAGAGAUAAAGAGGUAAUUAAUACAAAUAGUACGUACAAUGCAUUAAUUUUACCACUUCAUUACUGAAUUUAAUUCAUAUAUUUUAUUUCGAGCUCUGGAUUGCAUUGGAAAUUACUGAAUUCAAUUAUCAUUCUCAAUAAAAACACCAAUUUUAGAAUUAUUCGAUACUGGUCUCGAUAAUUUUAUGACGAAAGGUUGAACAGUAACAAGUCCACUUGUUCUUUAGUCAUAUUCUCGAGGAAUAUGUCUUAAUCAAAGAGAGAUAGAGAUUUUUCUAAUAAAACCUUUUUUGUAGCUCUCACUUUUUGCGACAAAAAAAGUUGAAGCAAAAAUUUUUAGAUCUCUUUCUUUUUGAGAGAUAUUCCUCGAAAACAUAAAGCGAAGAGGUGAAAGGUAACAAAUUGAUUUAGCUAAUUUGUUUUUAGAGAUAUCUCAGUAUUUAACAAAAAUUAUAGAAUCCUCCUCAGGACCUUUAUUGCAGAGAAAAACGAGAGCUGGGAAAAAGGUUCUCACAAAAAUAUCGCUAUUUCUCUUGGAUUCGGAGAUAUCCCUCGAAAACUCAAGAACUCACUAAAUCAAUUAGUUGUUAUUCCACUCCCUCUUCCCUACUGAAUUGUUUAUCGUAUUUUAUAAUUCGGAAAUAACGAACGAUUACUAGAUGUAAGAGAUCCCCUCGAUGGCGUCUUCCCUCGAUCUAUCUCCUUUCUUCCAACGAGCACUCGACCCAUUACAAAUGAUCUUUGAUAAGAAUUUCAAUUAAUCUUCAUUUUUUUAAUUCUCAAAAAAAUUCCGAGACAAUAAUUUCACUAAUUAAAGCCCGACAGAAAGAUAAAUAGAAUUUAGUGGAACUUGUCUGCAUUUUAAUUCGUUAUUGGGGAUUCAAUUAGCUUUUAAUAAUUUAUUAACGUUUAGAUAUCCUGUAAUUACUCACUUGCCUUUUAUUAUUUAUUUCUCUCAGCUGUUGUGAGCUUCGAUGCACCACGAAUGUGCCCCAAAUUGCUUUGUCAAUGACAUUCUUUCUUUGUGAAUCCUCCAGCAAAAAUUGUACCUGCCCUAUAUAUCGUAGCUUGUCGCAAUGUACGAGUCUAGUUUAACGAGAGUAUGUGAGAAAAAAAAUGAGACGAUUAAUAUAAACAGAGACACGUAACGAAAUGGUGUACAGGAAGCUGUAUGCAUUAUUUUCAUAGAAAUCAGUUUGUUUAUUUAUCAAAAACACGGAGGAACAAUGUAAAGUGUCAAGUUUAUCGAAAUCGUAAUGGAAAACUCAAUGUACCUAAUAGGAAAUUGGGCAAUUCUGUAGAAUUAAAAGGGAAAUAGUAUUUACGAAAGACUUAUUACGCAGUUAUUGCACAUUCUUUUUGUUUCCUUUUCUUUAUCUUUUUCAAAUUAUAUUUUUUAAUCAAGAUAUAACAUUCGCUUCGACGUACAAAUGAUUGCGCAUCGAAAAUAUUCAGUGGCGAAAUUCUGUAGACCAAUACAAAUCGACAUGAAUCUUGACAUUUUUAGUGAAUAUCUGGGAAACUAACGGAGAUCAGGAAAUUUUGUUUGAAACCUUUUUUCUAGAUCUUAAUCAACUUGAUAAAAAAGUUAUUACAAUAAUUUCGAUAUCUCGCUUAGAUUUUGAGAUUUUCAGGGAAAAUGGUCAAGAUGGAUUUUAAUUAAAAACUGGCGUUUUCUUGAAGAAUUCUUCGUAUUUCUAUUAGAACUCGAUUAUAAUUUUAAAAUAAAACAUAAAUAAAACGCAAGUGAAAAAUUUUUUAAUUUAGAAUAACAAGGAUUUCUAAUGUCCUAACAAAAAUUCAAAAGAAUUUCGAUAGAAAACGCCAGAUUUAUCUUCUGAAUUCGUACUAGUUGAAGACAAAGUUAACGAUGAAAUCCGCAGCAUAAAACACAAUAAGAAUCUAGAAACUAGAAAAAUACGAUCGUUGAAUUGAUUUUUUUUGUAUUCAACUCGUCAGAGAUUUUUAAAUCAGUGUAGAUUCAAAACCGUAAAUCUCCGAUUCGUAAUAGUAGAAAAAUUAAAUGACAGUAUUGAACUGUUUAUUUGUCAGUUAUUUACAAUCAUUGUAUUAUGUAUAAACGACUAGCAAAAAUUAUAUUGUAAAUAGGAAACAAUUCUCCCAAUAAAACAACAAUAUCAAU